GGAGAGAAAUAAUGAAAUCAGCGAUGGAUUUCGAGGUGCAGGUGAUAGAGUCGUCGUUUGUAACGCCCAGCGAGCCGGCACCGAGAAAGGUGCUCUGGCUGUCCUCCUUGGACCUCUCGCUGGCCAACCAAGGCCACACUCCGACGAUCUAUCUGUAUAGCAGCUCCAACAAUGCUGCUGCGGCUGAUCCUUUCUUCGACGUGGCUAGGCUCAAGGAGGCUAUGGCCAGAGCCUUGGUGGCCUUCUACCCCCUCGCCGGCCGCCUCGGCGUCAACGAUGCUGACGGCAGGAUGGAGAUCAGCUGUAAUGGCGAAGGUGCACUCUUUAUUGUCGCUCAAGCUGAUGAUUUCACUGCCAAUGACGUAAAGAAAUUCAAGCCGUCGCCAGAGCUUAGGAGGCUGUUUGUUCCACUCAUUGAGCCAUUGUCGAUCAUUUUGGCCGUACAGGUGACUUUCUUGAAGUGUGGUGGGGUGGUGUUAGGGACAGCUCUCCACCAUGCCGUCGUCGACGCCUUAAGCGCGUUUCACUUCUUCCAGACAUGGUCGACCUUCUCCAAGCAUGGUGACUGCGCUACUGUGGAGCUCCCAUGCCAUGAUCGUGACCUACUCCGUGCACGGUCUCCGCCCACAAUCCACCCCGAUGCACUCUUGACGUUCUACCCUAAGCACACCUUCUUCGACCUGUCAGGACCUCUUGCCAUUGAAGUCUUCACUAUUUCCAGGGACCAGGUCGCCUUCUUAAAGCACCUUUGCGGUGGUGGCACGAGCACCUUCUGUGCCGUGAGCGCUCUCGUGUGGCAGUGCACAUGCGUUGCACGUCGGCUCUCACCCGAUUCUGAAGCACGCCUCACAUUCCCAGCCAACCUCCGGCAAAGGAUGAGGCCGCCCCUCCCGAGCUGCUACAUCGGCAAUGCGAUGUUUUAUCUAGGCAUCACCAGUGUAGUGCGAGAUAUUGCCACGGAGGUGUUGGGAUCCGUCGCUGGUCGCAUCAGAGGCGUCAUCGACCAGAUGGAUGACGAGCUAGUGCACUCCGCUAUCGAUUACUUUGAGAUGGCUGAGAUGGACAACCGGCCUCCAAGGGGCACCUUGCCGCAGACGGUCCUGCAUAUCACCAGCUGGUUGGGCCUGCCACAAUAUGAUGCGGAUUUUGGGUGGGGGAAGCCAGAGUUGAUGUCACGAGCACAGAGCCACUGUGGGGGGUUUGUGAACUUGAUGAAUGAUGACGAUGGUGCUGGCAGCGGUGGCGUCCGUUUGCUCAUGUGCAUGGAGGCUGUAAAUAUAAAGGAGAUAGAGCGACUGCUUUAUGCAAAGCUAGCUCUAGCAGCUUGCUCCUAGGAAAGGUACUUCAUGCGAUGAUUACUUGCCUCGGUAAGGUACACCUUGACGAUUGUGGUUUUGUAAAAAUAAAAGGCAGGAUACAAAGAAGGUUGGAUGGUCUACUGGUUUGGUUGCAUAUCAUAUCAUAUCACAUAUGACCACACUAUGCAAGACCUGUAAUUGUGUAUGAUUCUGUCAUUUAAGGGAAUAUAAAAAACGUUGUAUGGUUUGACAUGCUAGUGAUGGUUUUAUAUUUGCUCAACCAUCAGUGCUAUACUACUUUUUUUAAAAGGUGAUGCUUACGUGUAUAAUUUUGUCACUUCUGUCCCUUGAUCAUCUACAACUGACAAAUGGUUUGCCAAACAGAUAUAUAUAUAUAUAUAUAAUAUAUAUAUGGUUGCCAAAUUUUGACAUGUUUCUGAUGUGCUACAACUACAAGAGCAAUGAAGGCCACAUCUAUCAUAUGAUAUUUAUUCUUUCAAUCUUGCUAUGCUAGCGAGACAAGCAUGAAGAUUUUGGCAGGAUCCAAACUCAUUGUGUGCAAGGAUUCUGAAAGCCAAAUGCGGACACUACGUGUCUAGAAGCAAAGGCUAAGAGUGGGAUGUCUUAUUCCUGGAGAAGCAUAUUACGUGGGAUAGAGCUGAUGAAGAAAGUUGCGAUUUGGAGAAUAGGACAAGAUAUUAAAAUUUGGACUGACUCUUGGUUACCAAGGGAUUGGUCGAGACGGCCUUUUACACCGCGAGGGCAGAACUUGGUCACUCAUGUCUCUGAGUUGAUCGAUCCAUUUUUAGGCGAUUGGGAUCAGAAUUUGGUGGUUACAGACAUUUUCUAGAAAGAGGAUGCAAAUUUAAUUGUAUCUCUACGGGUGCAUGAAAAUCGUCCAAAUGUAUUGGCCUGGCAUUUUGAUCCAAAAUGUGUUUUCAGCGUCA
This is a messenger RNA of Sorghum bicolor (sorghum), 2245 nucleotides long. RefSeq names its product hydroxycinnamoyltransferase 4-like. The coding region runs from base 12 to 1334 and encodes 440 amino acids. The transcript has 3 exons. NCBI's taxonomy places the organism in Eukaryota, Viridiplantae, Streptophyta, Magnoliopsida, Poales, Poaceae. Gene Ontology annotation, molecular function: acyltransferase activity, transferring groups other than amino-acyl groups. The record is from RefSeq and is a predicted model, not a curated record.